UAUAGCCUUCUCUCUCACUUGUUUCUAUACAUGGAAAUUUAACAACGAUCCCCAAUUCUCAACUUUCCAAUUUCAUAACCAAUAAUCAGAAGAAGCCAUCCUCAUUUAUGAUCCCAUCCUCGCAAUUGGAUCCGCCAUGGAAACGUCGACCACCACAGCGCAAACCCAGUCUGAUAAGAAGAGCCUCCUUAAGUCCUCCUCCUCUAUCACCAACUCCUUCCGUCUUCGUUCUCCUUCUCUCAACUCUGUCCGCCUCCGUCGCAUCUUCGAUUUGUUCGAUACCGAUCAUGACUCCCUCAUCUCCGUUGACGAGCUCAGUCGCGCCUUGGUCCUCCUCGGUUUGGAAACUGAUAUCCGAGAACUUGAUUCCAUGAUUAAAUCCUACAUCCAGCCUGACAAUGAUGGCCUCACUUUCGAUGACUUCCAGGCGUUGCACAAAUCCCUAGGCGAAUUGUUCUUUGAGGAUGCAGUUGGAGACGAUGAAGACACGGGGAGUUAUGAUAGUAGGAAGCAGGAGGAGGUGGACCUGACUGAAGCAUUCAAGGUGUUUGAUGAGGACGGAGAUGGAUACAUAUCCGCAAAGGAGUUGCAGGUGGUGCUUGAAAAGUUAGGGUUUGCAGAGGCGAGUGAAAUGGGAAGAGUGGAGAUGAUGAUAUCAUCAGUUGACCGAAACGCCGAUGGAGUUGUUGAUUUUUCGGAAUUUAAGGAGAUGAUGAAGAAUAUUGCUCUGAAAUAAUUGGUCUUAUUAGUUUACGGUUUUCAGGUUUUCCUUUUAUUGUGUAAAUUUGUUUAAUGAUAUGUUGCAACCACAGAUGCACAAAAGGCUGAAAGGCCAAGCCGGUUAUGACUGAUCCGAUGAGGGCAGUCCGUCUUUACCCGUUGGUUUAUUGUUUUUAUUUUUAUUAUCUUUUUAAUUAUAUGUCAUCAAUCUUGUACUAGAAAAACAUGUUACCUUGUUCG
Messenger RNA from Cynara cardunculus var. scolymus (artichoke), 960 nucleotides. Its product is annotated as calcium-binding protein CAST-like. The transcript has a single exon. The coding region runs from base 137 to 736 and encodes 199 amino acids. Gene Ontology annotation, molecular function: calcium ion binding. The record is from RefSeq and is a predicted model, not a curated record. NCBI's taxonomy places the organism in Eukaryota, Viridiplantae, Streptophyta, Magnoliopsida, Asterales, Asteraceae.